This is a messenger RNA of Hypanus sabinus (Atlantic stingray), 1696 nucleotides long. RefSeq names its product synapse differentiation inducing 1-like (gene syndig1l). The record is from RefSeq and is a predicted model, not a curated record. Lineage: Eukaryota; Metazoa; Chordata; Chondrichthyes; Myliobatiformes; Dasyatidae. The transcript has 4 exons. Gene Ontology annotation, cellular component: intracellular membrane-bounded organelle; membrane. Bases 271 to 1002 code for a protein of 243 amino acids.
CGGAACCACCCCAGCCUUCGGGGACUUGUCUGCCGGGCUCCUGGCGGGUGCAGGCAAACAGAUGCCUCGAUGUGCCUGUCCUACACAACUUUACUGCCGAUGGCUUGUGGUUAGGGUGCAGGCCACAGGCCAGUGAUCAUUCCCGGUGCUUGACACCUCCCAAGGGCACAAUCAAUCGUCUUCAUUCCCUCAGAAGGCAGAACUUCGACCAUUCCCACCCCCCAUUCCCCCCCCCUCCAUCUCCUAUCCUCACCCCCUACUGACUACAGAAUGGAAAAUCUAACAGAGCUUCAGAACCCUCUGCUGGAGAAGAACCAACACGUUGGAGGUGACUUUGGUUUCAGGGAGGAUUAUAAUGAGGAGCGGCAUUACAAGGAAAAACUGCUGAGCUACUUUGUGAGCAAUAAUUCAGCCAAGAACAAACCCAAGGCCAAUUUCACCCGGCAGCUCCUGGACGCCAGUUCCCUUCACCUGGCCGUGGAGGCGUUUUACCGGCCCAAUUUUAUCUUGUACAAGGACGAGGCAAAAGAAAGUGGGAAGGAUUGCAGGAGUGACAGCUGUGAGACAACGUUCACUGAGAGGAAGAACUUGACUAUUGACUGUCCCAACCAUUCAGAGUCUAAACUUGUGGAGUACACGGAGAACGAUGUGACAAUCCAGACAGUCUCCUAUGAGGUGGAGGAAGAAGAGUUUCAUGACUGUGAGAGUGACUGCUCGAGUGACAGUGACAGUGAGGACAACUUCAUAACCAUCCCUCCGCGGGACCAUCUGGGCCUGGCCAUCUUCUCCAUGUUGUGUUGCUUCUGGCCCCUCGGCAUCGCGGCUUUCUACUUCUCUCAAGGGACAAGCAAGGCCAUUGCAAAAGGAGAUUACCAGCGGGCAACCUCAGCAUCGCGAAGGGCCCUCUUCCUGGCAGCCCUCUCUAUCACUAUCGGAACAGGCGUAUAUGUCGGAGUCAUUGUAGCUCUCAUCGCUUACUUGUCAAAGCCGGGGCAUGUAUAGUGUCGAACUGCAGCCUGCUCGGUGUGAGGAUCCUCUAAGGACAGUUCUUCGUCUGUUCAAUUAUCCAGUUUUAUUGCCCUGUUAAUUGAGUAAAUUGUGUGUAUUAUCCAUUGUUUUGGCCAUUUUAGAGCUAGGGGAGGAGGACCGUCUGGCAAGAAGCUUUCUGUUGCUUGAUUCACACCUCCACACCGGGAACUUUGGGUAUCAGGGGUAGGCAGCAAGUCCACCAUUGUCACUGAACUGGGCAGCCGGGGAAGUCCCACAACAGGGCUUUGCUCUGGGAGAGAGGUUGGGGGACAAGGAAAAUGUCUUCUCCCCUUGUUAAUCCACCACCAAGGGGCAGUGGUGCUGGCAUGUAUUGUCCUUGCUGUCCAUUGUCCCGGAGGCCUGAAGGAACUUGGGGAGAAGCAGAAGAUGACUGUGUGAAAGAGUUGUGGAGGGUUGUAAUGCGGGCUGGGGAAACAACUCUGUAACAAAUAUAAUUAAACUGGUCUAGGGCAAGAGUGAAUAAGCCAACGAUAUGCAAAUAGCCUUUUCUCUGUUGCUAAGCAAGCCUUGCCCUGGGUCACUCUCUCUCAGCAAGCCAAUUACGCCAUAAUUAGCUGCUCAAUGUUAAUGUAGCUGUGCCAUGAAGGCUACCUCGUCUGAUCAUGCCUGGUCCAUUUUAAACGCUGUGUGAAAUAAAAGGGCCUAA